This is a messenger RNA of Penicillium pulvis, 294 nucleotides long. RefSeq lists its product as uncharacterized. NCBI's taxonomy places the organism in Eukaryota, Fungi, Ascomycota, Eurotiomycetes, Eurotiales, Aspergillaceae. The transcript is spliced from 3 exons. Bases 1 to 294 code for a protein of 97 amino acids. The record is from RefSeq and is a predicted model, not a curated record.
AUGUCCGACUUAGAUCGAGAGUGGAAGCCCAAGUGCCGGCCUCAGUCGACCAUGGCCCAGGCAUUCUCCAGCGCGUUGGAUAGCGCCUUUUCGCUCGACAGCGACAUAACCCACCUUUCCCAGACAGUGGACCAAAAGAAGCAGCAGAUGUUAAUUCAAAGCCGAGAGCUUGAGGUUCUUCAGCAGCGCAUCCGUGAGGCUGAGGAGCGACUUAAGCGCCAAUCUACCGCCGGUCUACCACAGGUGUCCCGGGGAGGGCAGGAACAGACAGCCGGUAAGGAUGAGUCGUCUUGA